Molecule: messenger RNA, 3536 nt
Organism: Pipra filicauda (Wire-tailed manakin)
Lineage: Eukaryota; Metazoa; Chordata; Aves; Passeriformes; Pipridae
Gene: ARSI
Product: arylsulfatase family member I
Exons: 2
Coding region: 323-2041 (572 amino acids)
Source: RefSeq, a predicted model, not a curated record
UCGGGACGCUGGUGAGCAGCUCCGGGCCGCCGCCAGUCCCUGCGAGGAGCCCGUCCUGCCGUGCAGAUGUGUUUGAUUGGAGCAGCGCGGGGGUUAUUUUCUUUUGACUGAAGGCAACCCAGCCCCGGCGGAUUAAGCUCUUUGUGUGCACGCGAGUGUGCCUUUAUGGAAGCUGCUCCCGCAAAACCAGCCGGGGGGGUUGCCGGGACCAUCCCCUAGGUCGGGGGGCUCUUCUGGAGGAGGGGGGGACCUCCUGUUUCCGUGACUCUGAGGCGAUGCUGGGACAGUAACUCCCUUGGCAGGCAGCACAGUGUGCUCCGGGAUGGCCGUCUAUGCCCUCACGGGCUUCUCGCUCGUCAGCCUGCUCAGCUUUGGCUACUUAUCCUGGGACUGGAUGAAGCCCAGUUUGGUGGCUGAUGUGGCCACGGACCCCAUGGAGAAAUCUCUGCCUCCUGCCUUUGCCAGGCCACCCCACAUCAUCUUCAUCCUGACUGAUGACCAGGGCUACCACGAUGUCGGGUAUCACGGCUCGGAUAUCCAGACGCCGACGCUGGACAGGCUGGCAGCGGAGGGCGUGAAGCUGGAGAACUACUACAUCCAGCCCAUCUGCACCCCGUCCCGGAGCCAGCUGAUAACCGGCAGGUACCAGAUCCACACAGGGCUGCAGCACUCCAUCAUCCGCCCUCGGCAGCCCAACUGCCUGCCCCUCGACCAGGUCACCCUGCCACAGAAGCUGCAGGAAGCGGGCUACUCCACACACAUGGUGGGCAAGUGGCACCUUGGCUUCUACAAGAAGGAGUGCCUGCCCACCCGCCGGGGCUUCGACACCUUCCUGGGGUCCCUGACAGGCAACGUGGACUAUUACACCUACGACAACUGCGACGGGCCGGGCGUCUGCGGCUACGACUUGCACGAAGGGGAGGACGUGGCUUGGGACCAGAGCGGGAAGUACUCCACCUUCCUCUAUGCCCAGCGUGUCAGCAAGAUCCUGGCAUCCCACAGCCCUAAGGAGCCCAUCUUCAUCUACGUGGCCUUCCAGGCAGUGCACACACCGCUGCAGUCGCCCAAGGAGUACAUCUACCGCUACCGCUCCAUGGGCAACGUCGCUCGCCGCAAGUACGCUGCCAUGGUGACCUGCAUGGACGAGGCGGUGAAGAACAUCACCUGGGCCCUCAAGAAGUAUGGUUAUUACGACAACAGCGUGAUCGUGUUCUCCACUGACAAUGGUGGGCAGACCUUCUCCGGGGGAAGCAACUGGCCACUACGGGGCCGCAAAGGGACGUACUGGGAAGGGGGAGUCCGUGGCAUCGGUUUUGUCCACAGUCCCCUGAUCAAGCGCAAGCGUCGGACAAGCUGGGCGCUGGUUCACAUCACAGACUGGUACCCGACUCUGGUCAGCCUGGCCAGGGGCAACCUGAGCAAUGUGCCAGGCUUGGAUGGCUACGAUGUCUGGCCUGCCAUCAGUGAGGGCAAGGAGUCACCACGUACUGAAAUCCUGCACAACAUCGACCCCUUGUACAACCAUGCCAAGUAUGGCUCCUUGGAGGAUGGCUUUGGCAUCUGGAACACAGCUGUGCAAGCCUCCAUCCGGGUUGGGGAGUGGAAGCUCCUCACUGGCGACCCGGGGUACAGUGACUGGAUCCCCCCGCAGACCCUGACCAACUUCCCAGGGAGCUGGUGGAACCUGGAGCGUCUCACUGACGGCCUGAGGAAGUCCGUGUGGCUCUUCAACAUCACUGCUGACCCCUACGAGCGCUACGACCUCUCAGAGCAGCGCCCAGAUGUGGUCAGGACCCUCCUGACGAGGUUGGUGCAGUACAACCGGACAGCCAUCCCGGUGCGGUACCCUGCGGAGAACCCCCGGGCUCACCCAGACUUCAAUGGUGGUGCCUGGGGACCUUGGGCCAGCGAGGAUGACGGGGAGGAGUGGGAAGGCAGCCGGGAGCCCCUGAAGAGUAGGAACAAGAAGAAGUGCAAGAUCUGCAAGCUGCGCUCCUUCUUCCGCAAGCUGAACACAAGGCUCAUGUCCAACCGCAUCUGAUGGGAGACUCCCCCAGCAUCGACCCAUCCUGGCCAGGGUGGAACUCUGGACUGCACUGCCAUGGGGUGGGAGUGAGGGAGAAGAACAUGUGGGGAGGUGGCCAGUGCUCUCUUGCUCUCCCUUGCUCCAGGAUUCAUCGCAAAACACUUCUCUCUGGCUGGAGGGGUGGCUGCAGGGAGGUGGUCUCGGUGGGCAAGGAAGGGUGAUGUGGUCUCUGCCCUGGUGCUUGGUGGUGGUGUAUGACUGUGCUGAGCUGGGCUGGCCUGUGCACACGCCCUUCCAAAGAGAGAGACCCUUUCCUCAAGGACUCCACAGCCAAUCAUAAGCUUUAAGUGCUGGCCAUUGCAAGAGCAGGAGGAAGCACGGAAAGCCCUGCCUGCAGGUUGAUCCUUGCCAUUUCCCUGUAUUUACAUGCUCCUGGCUUUCAGCCUUCUGCCAGGCAGCUGCUGCCUUUGCUCUUGCUCUGGGAACUCGAGGGCCUCCCCCAAACCCAAGACCACAGCACUUCCCUAUUACAGUUCUUUGUAGAAGGAUGGAUUCCUGACCAUGGAUAUCAGACCUGAGACUGAUGUGGCUGGACUCAGUCAUGCUGCUACAGGGACCUCACCUGGGGCUAUGGUUUCCCCUCUCCACUGGCUUUGGGGGCCGGGACCAGCCCCGGUGAGGAGCUGUGGCCCACGGAAACAUAGUUGGAUACACUCAGAGCUCUCUGUGGCCCCACAUCUGGGAGGCAGGUUUGCCCCUGGCUCUGAUGAGCUCCACACUGGUCACCCAGCAGACCCUUUCACCCAUAAUUUGUCCAGACCCCCAUGUGCACGGCACCCAUCUUCCUCUCCAUGCCUCCUACGCAUCCAACGGCAAACCGUCCCGACUGCCCCUUCCCAGUGCUGGUGCUGUCCCUGUCCCCACAUUCCACUGCUGAACCUGGGGCAGAAGGAAGUUCUCAAGGAGGUCUCUGCAGAGGCUGCUGUAGCUGCUCUGUAGCUGCAGGACCUUGAAGCCGCGGUGGAGGACAGGGGUGAUGGGGACGUCUCUUGCCUGCCAGCACCGCGCCACAUCCCCUCGCCACAGAUGGGCACCGCUCUUCCAGCAGCGCACGCGUGGGGAGGAAAACACCUUCCCAUCAUCCGCUGCCAUGGGGAACCCAUCCGACUGCCAGGGGCCAGGCAGCUCCAGACCCAGCGCCGGGCCCCCGCGCCUUCGGCGGGGUGCGAGCGUGCGUACGUGCACUCACAGGAGAGCUGGCGAGGAUGAAAGGGGGCAAAUCGCUUCAAAAGCGUUUUGGAUGCAUGGUGCAUUUCCAUUUACACAAUGUGUUUUACAUUUCUCCCCACAGGUUUCUCUUGGUGCAGCGUGUGUAGGCGAAGGCCCUGCUGUGAAUUUUGAAAAUAGUUAUUUUUGUCUCUGGAAAAUGAGGCCCGUUAGGACUUGUCAGCUCUUGGAUGAGCAGUGUGGGCUUUCUUUUUUUUUUUUUUUUUCUUUUCCCCCCUCUCUC